ACUUUGGGCGUCCAGCAACAAAGAUUUCGUAUCUAAACACUGCUCGAUAACACAAUUUCAACCUAUACAGGUGCACAACACAAAUUAUUCAAGUGUUACAAGAUCGCUGCUCAUAAAGAAGUGCCCGAUCGAGAGAGAAGUUUACAGUGGCACAAGAUUCAACGUCCGGACACGGCGAUCGUGGGUGCCAUUCAAAUACAGACAAGGAGAAUAUUUCGAAUUACUUCAAUCAGAGGAGGAAUAUAUAAAGGUGACCACUGAAGGCCUCGAUAAGAGCAGUUGAGAAAUAAUAUCUACAAGUGAACAGAGAGCAACUUCAAAUAUGGCAUCGUCAACCUCUUCCUGCAAAGUCGUCCUGGCUUCCUCAAUCGCAAAAGCUCUUACCAAUCAAGUUCGAGAUGAGAUCGCGUCCUUGCCGCGACCACCACACCUCCAUGGUUUUCUCGCCAAUCAAGAUCCUGCCGCUCGUAUGUAUGCGGAUUGGACAGCCAAAACAUGCAAGGAGCACGGCGUCGAAUUCACCCUUCGCGAAUUUGAUCGAGAAGACCUCGAAGACGGACUACAGAAUGCCAACCAUGACGACUCCAUCGAUGGCAUGAUCGUCUACUACCCUGUCUUCGACUCUCGCCGAGACCAGACGCUGCAGUGGACCGUCAGCAUGUAUAAAGACGUUGAAGGCCUCUCUCCGCAGCUUAUCAGCAAUAUGUACCAGAACAUCCGCUUCCUCGAUGUCCCGACCAACACGCAGAAAUCCCUCUUGCCGUGCACACCCCUAGCGAUCGUCAAGAUCCUGGAACAUCUCCAAAUCUACAACACAUUUCUCGAUUACGGUAAGCGUUUGUUCGGCAAACGUAUCACUGUCAUCAACCGCAGCGAGGUCGUCGGCCGACCACUGGCAGCUCUGCUCGCCAACGACGGUGCAGAGGUGUACAGCGUGGAUGUCACGGGUGUGCAACAAUUCAGCCGUGGCUCCGGACUCAAGAAACAAAAGCACGAAUCGCGCGAACUGGAAGGAUGGACAUUAGAGCAAUGUCUUCCCUUGAGCGAGGUCGUCAUCAGUGGUGUGCCUGGUGAUAAAUUUAAAGUUCCCACAUACUUGAUUCGUGAAGGGGCUGUUUGCAUCAACUUUUCCACUGAAAAGAACUUCACGCCGGAUGUCAAGGACAAGGCGUCCAUCUUUGUGCCAGCCAUUGGCAAGAUGACAAUUGUGGUACUCAUCCGCAAUUUGAUUCAAUUGGCAAGAGCGCAUGACGCUCGUCGCGAGAGGGAAUCCCGAUCGCUUUAGAGAACAUUUCGCCAUGAAAAUCUCGUCAAUGUCAAAGAUAGUUGGGCGUUGUCAGCAGUGUCCGGACGUGAUACUACUUCAGAAGUAGAGAACAGCCAAUCGGAUCUUCAUAAUUCUGGGCAUGAGCGAUCUAAGAAUGGCAUAGGAUAUCAGGCGAGAACACAAAUGUGAUGAUACAUGAGAAUCAAAAUCUGUCUUGCUUGCAGUCUUCGUAAUGUACUACCG
Messenger RNA from Dissoconium aciculare CBS 342.82, 1510 nucleotides. RefSeq lists its product as uncharacterized. The record is from RefSeq and is a predicted model, not a curated record. The transcript has 3 exons. Gene Ontology annotation, biological process: purine nucleobase biosynthetic process. Gene Ontology annotation, molecular function: methylenetetrahydrofolate dehydrogenase (NADP+) activity; methylenetetrahydrofolate dehydrogenase (NAD+) activity. Lineage: Eukaryota; Fungi; Ascomycota; Dothideomycetes; Mycosphaerellales; Dissoconiaceae. Gene Ontology annotation, cellular component: cytosol. The coding region runs from base 323 to 1285 and encodes 320 amino acids.